Molecule: messenger RNA, 619 nt
Organism: Prorocentrum cordatum
Lineage: Eukaryota; Dinophyceae; Prorocentrales; Prorocentraceae
Source: the annotation of a GenBank genome assembly
CCCCUUUGCCGCUCGCCUCCCCUUCCCCCCUGCCGCUGAGGCGUGUCACUGGUCAUGACCACCGUGCGGCAGAUGUCCCCGCAGGAGACGUCCCAGUGGUGUUCAUCAUUGGCCGCGAAUGGCGUGAAGGGCCAGAUCCUGCGUGACCUCCAGGACAGGAUCCUUCGGAUGGGCAUCGACGGGUGCAGCUUUGACCGGAUGCUGAAGUCCAACGCUCUGAUGGAGCUCGGCGUGGACGAGCUCAACCCGCGCAUGGCCCUGUCGAUCAGGCGGACCUGGAACGCCGACUUCGCGAACGUCACGUUCGUGGACUGCUCCCAGGGGGGCGCGGCGCACUCCGCUCCACCUGCCGCAGGGCAGCGCGUCCAGGCGACGCCGCCGCCCGGGCAGCGAGGGCCGCCACCUCCGAUGCAGGACUUCCAGCAGCACCAGGCCCAGCAGCCCGGCGGCCCCUGGAGCUCGGCGUCCCAGGCGGGCACUCCCAGCGGCGGGCAGUGGCAAGGCCACGGCUUCCCGCAGGGCUCCCCCAGCGGGAGGCCGCCAUCGCAGCCAGGGCAGUACGGGGGCCGCCAGCAAUUCGAGGACCUGGCGGCGCAGCACGCCGUGGGCGACCACAGGG